AUGCCUCCUUUUAAAGAUGAAUGGGUCUUCAUCAUUGCGCCAGGCUCGAAAUACACAAAUGUUCAGCUCGGUCUCCCCGAGAGUUUCACGCCGCCGCAGCGCCGUUUUGCGACACGCAUGUUCCCUGGACUGAGACCUGGAGAAUGGGAACCCAUCCGAAUUGAAACGCGACCGAAGGUGAAGGCGGCGGAAGUGCACAAACCGGCUCAUACCAAUGGUGUCGCCGAUACCGGGAGCGUCGUGGUCAACGGCGAGUCGACUGCAGCUGAUGCGCCUGUGCCUACCAGCGCCGAUGUCGAAAUGUCUGAAGCGCCCGCAGCAGGAAGCGAUGCAGCAGCACAGCCUACUAACGGCACAGACAAUGCGCCGGAAACCGAGACUGAGCAGCCGACCACGACACAAGAAGAUGAAGUUGAGUACGAGGAUGAUCCCUACUCCGAGGAGGGCGCUGUUUAUCCAAUCGUGGAGGGUCGUGUCGAGAAUUGGCCGUGCUUUUUCGCGUUGCUCUCGCAUAUAUGGAAGACCAUGGGCCCGCAUUUUGUGUCGCCCUUGAUUGUCAUAUCACAGCCAUGCUGGACAGCGCGAGACAAGGAGAUGAUUACACAGUAUUUCUUCCAGGACCACAGGAUACCUGCAUUCUGCAUGAUGGACUCGGCGCUGGCUGCGUGUUAUGCGUAUGGUAUUCCGAGUGGCCUGGUCAUCGAUGUCGGGCUCGACAAGUGCGACGUCUCUGCGGUCACGGACUUCACAGUCAAUGAGGCUGGGCGAGGCGUGGCAUUGUCAGGCUGUGGUGGGCGCGCGAUGACGAAACGAUUGCAAGAGGCCUUGACGCAGAACGGUAUCUCGUGCGACGAGCCUAUGGCGGAAGCCCUGAAGAGAAGCGCCGUUUGCGAGAUAUUGACCCCUGGCGCGGCACUUCCAACCGGCAAACCUGCCGCUGCGGUAGCGGUUGCGGCAACGGCGACAAAUGGAGAAGUCCCUAAUCCUGCUGCUGCUGCGAGCACUGGUGCCGUCGAUUCUGGUGUGGAUGCGAAGGACGCCGAGGGUGCUCGGCCGGGCGAAGCACCAAGUGGACCAGGAAACGGGACAGUGGUCGGCGAGGAAGGUGAGAACGAAGACGACAACGAGGGAGUUCUAGACGUGGCUGCAAUCGUGGCUCAAAGCAACGCUGCAGAAGUUUUGGCCAAGCGAGAAGCAGAAAAGGCGGCCAAAGCUGCCGCGAAGAAAGGUGCCACAACUGAAGCACUUCGGCCAGUCCGACUACGGAAUGCUGAGCGCGAAAAGGCCACCUUCACGUACGACGAGUUACUGCCUUAUGGAACAGCUGGUCCGGAUGGCUCACGGAAGCGGAAACGUGAGAUUGAGAUUGGCACCGAGCGAUUUAUGGCUGCGACUCCUGCGGAGGGUCAUACUGAAGGCAUUUUUGACACGAUAUGUGCUGCAGCUCAUGCCACAGUGCUCGGUGUGCCCGAUGUCACCUUACGAUCGGGUCUCUGGGAGAGUGUGAUACUGCUUGGAAACGGCAGUCGCGUACGAGGAUUUCGAGAAGCACUUUUAACGCUACUGCAAGCGCGAUAUACCCUCUCACCCUCAACGGCGACAAUAUUCACCUCCGAGCUGCCUUCAAAUUUCACCACACCCGUCGCAACACCUGGCACAAACACACCAGUGCCAGGCCAACCCGGCCACCCGAUGCAUCACCCCGGCGGCCAUGGCGUGAACCCACUGCUUGUCGCAGCGACUCGGAACGUCAUGCAUCCAAACAUGACACCACAUCAUCUUCAAGUACCGGGUGUAGCGACGCCCACACCAGACCAACACAUGGCGCAACAUCACCGUGGCUUCAGCCAGUCGCCUACUACCAUUAAGACAGUCAAAGUACCAGACUACUUUCCCGAGUGGAAGCAUGCAUCAGUCUCGGGAAUGGAGGAAGCUGCGUUUCUGGGUGCGCAGGUGGCGGGUAAGGUCAUUUUCAUGGUGGACGGCGGUUCAAAUAAAGGCUUCAUGAGUCGGACGGAAUACAAUGAAUUGGGACCUGCGGGGAUUCAUGAGUACGCUAUGUAG
Messenger RNA from Cyphellophora attinorum, 2064 nucleotides. RefSeq names its product SWI/SNF and RSC complexes subunit arp9. Lineage: Eukaryota; Fungi; Ascomycota; Eurotiomycetes; Chaetothyriales; Cyphellophoraceae. The record is from RefSeq and is a predicted model, not a curated record. The transcript has 3 exons. The coding region runs from base 1 to 2064 and encodes 687 amino acids.